AUGGACAAAUCAUCGGAUACAAUGGCUUCUCCCAAGAACGACGGUAGUGUCGACGACAAUAAUGGCGUCGACUAUGUUGUCCACUACAAGAUUCCUGCCAAAGAAAAGGCCGAAGCCGAAGCGGGCUACGUCGAGCUCAUCAGGGCUUUGACCACGGUCGGGCUCGCCAGCGAAGUUCGACGCGCCAGCAAAGACUCGCUCUACGUCUUUGUCAAAAUAGCCUCGUCCGACUUGCUUCAGAAGCAGAUCUACAGGGCCAGGCUACAGGACUGGCUGCACGGCGUCCGGUCCGCCAGCCCCAAUCACGAUGUCGCCAAGACGCUCGAGAGCGAACCCGUGACCGAGGCCGAGCGCCUGCGGCUCGUAUAUCUCAUGAUGAUCAAGCCAGAGAACGAAGGAGGCGCUGGACUGACGGAGAACGCGGGUAAAUGGAAAUAUGUCGACGCCAUUUUCCCACUUCAGAAUCGCGCAUUCAACAAGGAGUGGAUCUCCAACUGGAGCGGCAAAUGGCUCCUUGAGGAGUCAGAGAUCCAUGACAUUCGCGAAAAGUUUGGUGAAAACAUCACCAUGUACUUUGUCUUCUUGCGAUCAUACCUACGCUUCCUCGUUGUUCCGUCUGCAAUUGGCUUCAGCGCUUGGCUGUGUCUGGGCCAAUUCUCAAUGAUCUAUACUGUGGCUACCUGUCUCUGGUCUGUCAUUUUCUUCGAGUAUUGGAAGAAGAAAGAGCUCGAUCUUGCUGUUCAAUGGGGCGUUAGACGCGUCUCGGAAAUUCAGCAGCCGCGCCCUCAGUUUCAGUGGGAUUACGAACAGGAAGAUCCCGUCACUGGCGAAGCUGUCCGAGUCUACCCACCCAUGAAGCGACUCCAGACUCAGAUUCUUCAAGUCCCGUUUGCUCUGGCAUGCAUCAUUGCACUCGGAAGUCUCUCCCUCACGGCUAUUUCUCUCGAGAUUUUCAUCAAUGAAGUCUACAAUGGUCCUGGAAAGCAAUACCUUGCCUUUGUUCCGACUGUGAUUCUCGUUGUCUGCACGCCAAUCAUGUCUACCGGCUUGAUGGCUGCGGCCAAAGCACUGACGGAUCGCGAAAACUAUGCCACCGUUGAUGCAUACCGUGCAGCUCUGAUUCAGAAGCAGUUUGUCCUCAAUUUCAUGACGUCUUACAUGCCUCUGCUCUUCACCACCUUCGUCUACUUGCCAUUUGGCCAUGUUCUCAUUCCUGCCCUCGAUUUCUGGAGACGGACUGCGCAAACCAUCACCUUUAGCAAAGCGCCGCUCGCUACGCGCGAGUUCCAGAUCAACCCGCAACGUAUCUCGGCCCAGAUGUUCUACUUUACUGUCACGGCGCAAAUUGUCAACUUUGCCACUGAGCUGGUAGUUCCGUAUGUCAAGCAGAGGGCGCUUGCCAAGGCCAAGGAGAUUCAAGCCAAACGAAGCGAGGAAAACGUCCAUGAUAACCCAGAAGAGACUGAGUUUAUGAAACGCGUGCGCAGCGAAUACGAAAUGGACGUAUAUGACGUGACGGAAGACUAUCGCGAGAUGGUGAUGCAAUUUGGCUACCUGAACCUUUUCUCUGUUGCUUGGCCACUGGCACCGUGCUGCUUUCUGGUCAACAACUGGGUCGAACUUCGCUCCGAUGCUCUCAAGAUUGCCAUGAGCUGUCGCCGGCCCGUUCCAUGGAGAGCUGAUUCUAUUGGUCCAUGGCUGCAGACCCUCGGUGUCCUGUCGUGGCUCGGUAGUGUCACCAGCUCCGCAAUUGUCUUUUUGUGCAGCAGAGACAGGGACGGCGAGCGUGGCGCCGCCUCCAACUUUACAGGAUGGGGUCUGCUGCUUAGCAUCUUGCUGGUUGAGCACUUUUACUUCUUGGCGCAGAUCAUUGUUCGUACCGUUUUGGACAAACUGGAGAGCCCCGGACUGCAGAAGGAGCGCAAAGAGAGAUUCCAAAUGAAGCGACGUAUGCUUCAAGAUCACCUUGGACAGGACGUGGCGGACAAGGCUGCGGCUCCUGGCAUCGAAACGUCCGAGAAGAUUACGCGAGCUUCUCUCGAGGAAGAGGCACGGCUUACUUCCAUUCGGGGCAGGAGUUCUCCAGCAGAGAUCUUUUGGCAGCACCAGCAAGGCAUGCAGGAGACUAUCGAUGUCGGCCGUAUGUUCAUUACGCAAAUGGACACCAAAAAUGGCAAGCAAGCCGGUGCCGCGCAGCCGAGUCCCAGAGCAUAG
Molecule: messenger RNA, 2214 nt
Organism: Akanthomyces muscarius
Lineage: Eukaryota; Fungi; Ascomycota; Sordariomycetes; Hypocreales; Cordycipitaceae
Exons: 6
Coding region: 1-2214 (737 amino acids)
Biological process (GO): chloride transmembrane transport
Cellular component (GO): cortical endoplasmic reticulum
Molecular function (GO): chloride channel activity
Source: RefSeq, a predicted model, not a curated record